AUGGCCCCCGUGAUCGAGCGCGUCGUUGCGAGGCAGAUCUUCGACAGCCGCGGGAAUCCCACCGUCGAGGUGAGCGUUUCAUUCUCCCGCCGGGCUUCUGUCUGAUCUGGAUCGCGGUGGAGGAGGAGGUAGUCGUUCGCUCCCCCCCCAGCGUUCCCCAUCAGCUUUUAGAUGUGAUUCCGAGCCCGAGAUCUGAAGCGUCGGUGCUGUCUUUAUGGAUGUCUCCCCGCAUGCCACUGACGAUGCUCUUUUUUAUUAUUCUUGUUCGCGCCUUACCUUUUUCUCGUCGAUCUGCUGGAUCUGUUGUGUGUUAUGAAAAAAAAUGGAGUUUUUCUUUCUAAUACCCCCUGUGAACUUGAUUCGCUAGUCGACCCGCUUUGCGUAGCACUUUCAGCCCCCGUCUUUUUACUCUUUCCUAGUUUUUAUUCGGGAGAAGAGAAUAAUUGUGGUGAUUUCUUCGUUGGGUUUUACUCGCAUUCAUUAUAGAGAUAUUGAACAUAUUGCGUGUGUAUUCGUCUGUUUUGGGGCUUAUCUUGAGUUAUCGUUUCACUCUGAAAAUUUUGUCCUGCAGGUUGACGUUAUAUAUGGUGGCGGGCAACUCGCUCGGGCUGCUGUUCCCAGCGGAGCCUCUACAGGUGUGUGUGAUGUACCUCUGAUGCUUUGUGUACAGUCUUUAUUCUUAUUUUAUUUUUUUCCAUGAUUUGUGCUAGAGAAGAAACGACUAAACUAGUCACUGUGUUUUUAAGUCUACAUCUGUAGGGUAUACGGUCCAACAAAUUAAAGAUAGUUUUCCUCUUUUAUAUAUUUACCUUUUCAUCGAUAAGUAUGAUUGAUUGUUUCCUCUGCUUGUUUAGGUGUGUACGAGGCUUUAGAACUCAGAGAUGGCGGAUCCGACUACCUUGGAAAGGGUGUUCUUAAGGUCAGUGGAUUAGGAUAUCAAAAUCAGCACCGAUGAUUUUUUUUUCCCAGUUUUUUCUCUCAAUUAUUGUCACGAGUGUUUGCAUUAUAUACGACAUUUUUCUUAUGUUCAUUUUAUUUUUUUAACCUUGUACUUUUUUAUAUCAAAGGCUACACUGGGGGUCAGAGAUCAAUCGUCCAUUUGAAACUAUUUGUGUGAUACAGGCAGAUAUCUGAUAGGUGUCAAUAAUGCUUCAUGGAUAAGUUUAUGUCAUUCCUGAUUUAUUAAAAAGAUUACGAGAGAGUUCUUUCUUUCUUAUAAAGUAAGAAAUUUAUUUCUACCGUUUGCAGGUUUUCCCAAAUUUUGUGUUUUCUAUUAUUUUCUCUUGAAAAUUUUAUUCAUGAAAUUCAUCACGAGCAUUUACUUUUCCUACUGUAGAUCAAUAGAAUGAGUUAAAGUUUUUAAUACUUCCGUUUCAGGCUGUUGCGAAUGUGAACACCAUUAUUGGACCAGCAUUGAUCGGAAAGGUACCUUUCUGGACCUUUUUUGGUUGUUGAGCUGUGAUGGGGUUGAGUUUCCUUGCCCUUCGUCUUCUUUGAAUUAUGGUGUUACUGAUUUUUCUACGCUUUUCUUAUUCAGGACCCCACAGAACAAACUGCGAUUGAUAACUUCAUGGUGCAAGAACUUGAUGGAACAUCAAAUGAAUGGGGAUGGUGCAAGCAAAGGGUGAGACAUAGAUUGUUCAUAUCAUGCUCUUAUGUAUCUAGACACUGUGCUUCCUUUGUUAAGUGGUUUUUCCUUCAUUUCUCUUCAGCUUGGUGCAAAUGCUAUCUUGGCUGUCUCUCUGGCUGUUUGCAAGGCUGGAGCCACUGUUAAAAAGAUCCCCCUUUACCAGGUUUUGUACCUUUCAAAUUUUAAUUUAUCUCACCCGAAACCUACGCAGUCAUUAUAACUCAUUUUUGUAUCUUGUGUCUGCAGCACAUUGCCAAUCUUGCUGGAAACAAGAACCUGGUGUUGCCAGUGCCGGCUUUUAAUGUUAUUAAUGGAGGAUCGCAUGCAGGGAACAAAUUAGCUAUGCAGGUAAUAAAAAUGCUACAGCGAUUCAUCCGAGUUACAAUAAUCCUUUUUUCGUUGGGUAGAUUAUCUAACUAUCUGUUCCUUUGUCCCAGGAAUUCAUGAUUCUUCCAGUUGGUGCCUCCUCUUUCAAAGAAGCUAUGAAGAUGGGGGUUGAAGUCUAUCAUAAUUUGAAGGUGAUCAUCAUUCUAUUAAGAAGUUUAUGGCUCAUUUGUGAGAAAUGUGGGAACUAAUUCUUCGUUCUUAUUUUUUAGAGCGUCAUUAAGAAGAAGUAUGGUCAGGAUGCUACCAACGUCGGGGAUGAGGGUGGCUUUGCUCCUAACAUUCAGGUUUGCUUCACAACAUUUCUAGAUAAAGAAUGCUUCUAAAGUUGCUUGAAUGUUCAUUUAGGUGUGCUUGCUCAUUGGAUUUUUUGAGCUAUCUUGCUAUGAUGAUGAGAGCUUUCUCUGGGUGCCUAACAGUUUGAGAGAAAAAAAAAGUACUCUAGAAGUUGAUGUGAUAGUUCGCGCAUCUACUGCAUUCUUGUCCUUAUAUAGAAAUACUUGAGGAUGGCCGGAUCGUCAUCUCUGCACUGUGCUAGGGCGUAGUCCAUGUAAAUAUCUGCCUUCAUGCCCUUCCUGGGUUCCCUUAGUUUACACGUUUCAGCUCAUUUCAGUGUAGGUGGAUCAUUGAGGUAGCUGAACAGUCCGAAUUAUUGUCUAGAGCUCGAUUGUAUUCUGACGACCAUAAAAAUAGUCUAUUUAACACUUUCGUGUCUAUUGGAUCUGAUUAUUUGAUUAACGACACCAAGAAAUUCUUGUCAGUUUUCUAUUGAGUGACAUAAGAUUUAAUGUUUCUCCAUCUUUUUUUUUUGCAUUUCAUAUGAAGAACACAAGACUCUUCUUCUUUUCAUCAAUCAUCUGAGUAACAUUACUUCUGUUUGGGAUCAUGUCUGUCCUCAUUUCUUUCUCCAUUUCUUGUCACAUAGGAAAACAAAGAGGGACUCGAGCUGCUGAAGAUUGCCAUUGAAAAGGCCGGCUACACUGGCAAAGUGAGAUCUUGUUUCGUGUUUAUUUUUUUCAUACCAAACGCUCUGUGCGACUAGCAACUUUUCCAAAAAAGGAAAAAGAGAUUGGGGACGUUUUGUUCAUUUUUGCCUUUUUUUGUCGCAGGUUGUGAUUGGGAUGGAUGUUGCUGCAUCAGAGUUUUACAAUGAUAAGGAUCAGACCUACGAUCUUAAUUUCAAGGAAGAGGUAAGAAAUCUGCCUUGCUUUAUUUAUUAAAUUGCGGGUAUGCAUCUAUUUCUUUCAGCAUAGACUUAUAUUCAUAACCUGACCGACGGUGGUGACGAGUGUUUCCGUUAUCUUCUUGCAGAACAACGACGGCUCACAGAAAAUAUCUGGAGACAGUCUGAAGGACGUCUACAAAUCCUUUGUAGCUGAUUAUACCAUUGUGUCAAUUGAGGAUCCCUUUGACCAGGACGACUGGACCCACUAUGCAAAGAUGACCGCAGAAAUUGGGGACAAGGUUCAGAUUGUUGGGGAUGAUCUCCUCGUCACCAACCCAACCGUAUGUCACCCCCUCCAGUGGAUCAGAAUCCCUGAUUAUUAUAGCCUAAGUUGCUUAUUUAUCUAUCUUGCCUUUUUGUCCCCUGCAGCGUGUCGCCAAGGCUAUCAAUGAAAAGUCUUGCAAUGCCCUUCUGUUGAAGGUGUAUAUUCAGAAUUCUUAAGCUCUAUAGCGAUAUGGAUCUUGCCGAUGAGGUUACUGAGGUUAUUUCUCUGUUUCUGAACCAGGUGAAUCAAAUAGGGUCUGUUACAGAGAGCAUAGAGGCCGUCAGGAUGUCCAAGAAGGCUGGUUGGGGUGUAAUGGCCAGCCACCGGAGGUUUGACCGAGUUGUAGCUCCUGAUGUCUUCUACUUCUAUAGCUUGAAAUCAUCUAUCUACUCGCAGGUAACUGAUGACUUGAUCUUCUUGAUUUGACCUAAUGCAGUGGUGAAACCGAGGACACCUUCAUUGCCGACCUUUCAGUGGGUCUGGCUACGGUAAGAAUCCCCAAUUCAUCACCUUUCCCUCCAUCCCCGCACCUUCUCCAUCUCUCCCUGCUCGCUUCCUGCAGAGAAUCUAGUCUCAUCCAAUCUGUGUUCUCUGUACCAGGGUCAGAUCAAAACUGGAGCCCCAUGCCGGUCAGAGCGCCUCGCCAAAUAUAACCAGGUGGGUUCCCCUGCCACCCACCACCCUUGGCCCAGUGCAUCUCUCUCUCUCUCUCUCUCUCUCUCUCUUUUCCUCUCUACCUCUCUUCAUCUCUUCAUGUGUGGGCUUUUAUCUUUGCUUAAUUUGGUUCAAGUCUUAGUUGCAGAGCCUGAAGAUGAUCAAGAUAGGUUUAAAUCCCUUAUUAACAACCCACCCCAAUUCAGCUUCCACGCUCUCUCAUAUCCAUCUCGUGUGGGUUCUUGAUUUUUUUCCCUUCCCUUGGCUGAGAGUUGCCUUUUAUUUUAUGAUGUGCACGCAGCUGCUGAGGAUCGAGGAGGAGCUGGGAGCUGCCGCGGUGUACGCGGGGGAGAAGUUCCGGGCCCCCGUGGAGCCAUACUGA
Spirodela intermedia is the source of this 4540-nucleotide messenger RNA. The record is from the annotation of a GenBank genome assembly. Lineage: Eukaryota; Viridiplantae; Streptophyta; Magnoliopsida; Alismatales; Araceae.